AAUGCCCCUCUUCCAGUGGAAAGCCUAAUCACGCAGAUAUCCUGCUCGUAAACUUACAGUAUGUUUCAGAAGUGGAAAUAAUUAACGACCGCACGGAAACGCCUCCUCCUUUAGCUUCCCUCAAUGUUAGCAAGCUCGCCAACAAAGCGCGGACGGAGAAGGAAGAGAAGAUGAGCCAGGCGUAUGCAAUUAGUGCUGGUGUCUCUCUGGAGGGGCAGCAGCUCUUCCAGACUAUACACCGCAGCAUUAAGGACUGUAAAUGGCAGGAGAAGAACAUCGUUGUGAUGGAAGAAGUCGUCAUCGCCCCUCCCUACCAAGUGGAAAACUGUAAAGGCAAAGAGGGGAGCGCCCUGAGUCACGUACGCAAAAUA
Messenger RNA from Tauraco erythrolophus (red-crested turaco), 371 nucleotides. The record is from RefSeq and is a predicted model, not a curated record. Lineage: Eukaryota; Metazoa; Chordata; Aves; Musophagiformes; Musophagidae.